Lottia gigantea (owl limpet) is the source of this 1299-nucleotide messenger RNA. RefSeq lists its product as hypothetical. The annotation marks the transcript as partial. Gene Ontology annotation, molecular function: nucleic acid binding; exonuclease activity. The transcript has 9 exons. NCBI's taxonomy places the organism in Eukaryota, Metazoa, Mollusca, Gastropoda, Lottiidae. Gene Ontology annotation, cellular component: nucleus. The record is from RefSeq and is a predicted model, not a curated record.
AAAAAUUUAAAGAGACCAACAGUACCAGCUGAAUAUGGAUCUAAAGUACCAACUGCUAUUAGACAGCGAUACCUUAAUCUGAUAAUAGAUGAAUGUUUGAAAUUUAUUAAAGAUGAAGAAACAGCUUUUAAGAGGGGUCAAGAAGAAGAACAUGUAGCCUAUGGUAGAAGUUCUAAUAAAAAUAUCUAUCUUCGAAUGGCUGUCAAUACUAUUAAACGUUUACGAUCAGAGGCUGAUGUUAAAAAUAACUCUCCAAAGAAGGUGGUAGCUAAUGCUCAAUCCCAUGAAGCUACUCUUGGAGGUUCACGAGCUGCUAAAACCAGCUUUACUUUAAAAAGAUCAGGUGCUCAUCAAACCUUCUUUGGAGAUUUUUCAGGUGCUGAAUUAUACAAGAGAUUAUCUAAAUAUGUAACAUCAGAAGAAGAUCUACAGACCAAUAAUUUUCCUAGACCAGACUCGAACUCUUCAUCUAGUGCUAAAUUUUAUGUUGAUAAUAAAAAAAUAAAAGAUCCAACAUUGAAAGAUUAUGAAAAGAUCUGUAAUAGAUGUGGUAAAAGGUUUGUGGUCUAUCCUGAUUGUGAAUAUGGUAGUUUUGAAGAAUGUUCUUUUCACUGGGGUAAAGCUUGGAAAAGAAAAGUUGCUGGUCAAUGGGAAACCAGGUACACAUGCUGUAGUGGUGAUUUAAGUGCUACAGGUUGUGCUGUUAGUAAAGCUCAUACAUAUGAAUCUAAUAAAUAUGAAAAUAUUACCGGGUAUAUGAAGACUAUGCCUACAUCACCACCAUUAGAUGGAAAUUAUGGUGUUUAUGCAAUGGACUGUGAAAUGGUAUAUACUACUGGUGGUAUGGAGUUAGCUAGAGUAACAGUUGUUGGUUCAGAUAAACAACCAGUGUAUGAAACACUAGUUAAACCAGACUAUCCCCUAAUAGAUCCUAAUACAAGAUAUAGUGGUAUAGAAGAGAAAGAUCUAGAUAAUGUUAAAACUACACUGAGAAAUGUACAAGCAGUAUUACUGAGUUUAUUUAAUGAUAAAACUAUUCUAAUGGGUCAUAGUUUAGAGAGUGAUUUAAUGGCAGUCAAGAUUAUUCACAAUACAGUAGUAGAUACGUCUCUAGUAUUUCCUCAUAGAUUAGGUUUGCCUUAUAAAAGAGCAUUAAGAAAUUUAAUGUCGGAACAUCUCCAGAAAAUUAUACAAAACGAUGAGGGUGGCCAUGACAGUAAUGAAGAUGCCUUAGCUUGUUUAGAGUUGAUGCAAUGGAGAUUGAAAGAGGAUGCCAAGAGAGAACACAGAAGAUCUUGA